AGGGACUGUUGUGGUUGGAUUUAGCCUUUUUCUCACGACAGCAGGCUCUGUAACAUUUUAUCUUUAUCAGACCGAAUAAUAGCAAACGCGGGCGGAUUGCGGCUGGAGGAGAAGCUCGUUGGAACAGAGGAAAGCGGUGGGCCAGGUGACUCCAGGCAGACAGCAUGAGCUCUAAAGGAGGCGGCACCGCUCUGACCCGUCGCAACUACAGACUGGCCUCAGACACAGACAAACCUAGAGCCACAGGUAUAGUCAAUGAGAAGUUGCUGAGCGACUACCUGCACCAUGUGUUUCCUUCCACCAAACAGGGACCUGCACUGGCCUCCCUCAGGAAGCCUCUUGGUUUCCAGGAUCUUGGUUCUCACCUGGAAAGAUUGUUGUCUGAGGGAGAAUCCACUGAGGACAGCCGAGAUCAGCCUGUUGAAGGUCGUCUGGGUCCUCAGCCGGUCGUCCUGGAUCACACCAGCGGCUUUGAAGGACUCCUGUUUGUAGAUGAUGAUCUGCUGGGGGUCAUCGGCCACAGUAACUUCAGCUCCAUCAGAGCCACCACAUGUGUUUACAAAGGGAGGUGGGCCUACGAGGUGCUGAUCUCCUCUCAGGGUCUGAUGCAGAUCGGCUGGUGUACUCUGAACUGUCGCUUCAACCAGGAGGAGGGUGUUGGGGACACUCCUGACUCUUACGCUUACGAUGGAAACAGAGUCAGAAAGUGGAACGUGACGACCACGAAUUAUGGGAAGUCGUGGGCGGCAGGAGACAUCGUCAGCUGCCUGAUAGACCUGGACGAGGGAACCAUCACAUUCUGCCUGAACGGUCAGUCUCUGGGGACAGCCUUCACCAGCAUUAAGAUGGGACCAGGUGUAGCUUACUUUCCUGCCAUCAGUCUGUCCUUCAAAGAGUCGGUGGCUUUUAACUUCGGCAGCAGACCGCUCAGGUACCCUGUGGAUGGCUACCUGCCCCUCCAGAACCCCCCGACUUCAGACCUGAUGAAAGCUCACAAACUGCUGGGCUACAUCAAGAAUGUCCUGUCCACCGCCAUCGAUGCACAGGAGGACAGGCUGCUGGAGAAAGACUGUGCAGUCUGGAGGCUUCAUGGAGAACCCACAGUCCUCGUCACGCUUGCUCACAUCUUCAACCACUUCGCUCCGCUCAUGUGUAAAGUCUACCUGGUGGAGGACGUGUUGAUGAACUUCCUGUUGGGGAUUCUGGAGGGAGGAGGUUCAGUCGAUGAACACCCGUUAAUUCAGCAGCUUCUGGAUCUGUUCUGGCUACUGAUGGAGGACUAUGAAGUGAGCGAGUGUUUGAAGCAGCUGAUGAUGUCUCUUCUGAGGGCGUAUCGCUUCUCCCCCAUCAUCCCUGACCUGGGCUUCCAGAUCCACUACCUGCGCCUGACCACGGCCAUCCUGCACCACGAGAAGUCCAGGAAGUACCUGCUCAACAACGUCUUGUUCGAUGUUCUGCGCUCAGUUGUGUUUUUCUACAUCAAGACUCCUCUGAGAGUGAAGGAGGCGGGGCUGGAGGAGCUCAUCCUGACCACCUGGUGGCCCACACACUUUGACAAAGAGGGGAAAGACGAGCGAGAACCUGCAGAUGAAAGCGCUGACGAACGACUGAGGCGCCGAGCGUACGAGAGGGGCUGCCAGAGACUGAAGAAGAGGAUCGAAGUGGUGGAGGAGCUGCAGGUCCAGAUCCUGAAGUUACUGCUGAAUAACAAAGACAAGAGUUCGGGAGAAGCCUCUCGCUACAUUUUCCUCAACAAGUUCAGGAAGUUUCUCCAGGAAAACGCCAGCAACAGAGGGCACCCCACAGCUCUCUGCCCUCCAGAGUACAUGGUGUGUUUCCUCCACCGCCUCAUAACCGCGGUGAGGGCCAGCUGGGACGACGGCCACAGGAAGAAUCCAGGCAGCGUCAGCAGUGAAGAGGCCUACAUCCCUCCACAGCUCUUCUAUAAUGGCAAGGUGGACUACUUUGACCUGCAGAGACUGGGGGGGCUCCUGUCCCACCUGAAGAAAACACUCAAAGAUGACUUGGCCAGUAAAGCCAACAUUAUCAUCGACCCUGCAGAGAUUCAGGCCACGUCUAUGGAUGACCUGGACGAGGACGAGGAGAGCGGAGCAGCACAGAGGCCGUUUGGUGCGGCGGCCAUGGGCGGAGCUCUGGCGAGGCCCAGCUGGUUGAGCUCUCCCACUCUGGGUCGGGCCAAUCGUUUCCUGAGCACGGCCGCCGUCAGUCUCAUGACGCCCAGACGGCCCCUCACGCAGCCGGAGAAGGUGAAAGUUCGUACCCUCGCCGUGGAGCAGAGGACUGAGGAGGACAUCGAGGGCAGCCACGGUAACGACGGCCUGUUGCUGGGGCGACCGCUGGAGGAGCCCGAUCAGCCGAUCGCAGACAAGUCCCUCCUGGAGAUUGUUGACGGGAUCGUGAUGAUGUACAACCUGAGUGUUCAUCAGCAGCUGGGGAAGAUGGUCGUGGUUUCAGACGACGUCCACGAAUACGCCGUCGCGCUGAAGGACACCGAGGAGAAGAUCGCACGCUGCCCGGCCAGAAGACCAGACAUCCUGGAGGAGCUCCAGAAAAGCCAGAAGGUUUUUGCAGAGAAGCUGAACCACCUCAGCAGGAGACUGGCCUGGAUCAACGCCACCAUCUACUCCAAGGACAAGAUGUUGGAUGUGUACUGGCUGCUGUGCGUUUGCAUUCGGACCAUCGAACACGCCGACAACACGGGCUCUUUGUUCGCCUUUGCUCCAGAGUUCUACCUCAACGUGGCCAUGAAUGCGUACAGCGCCCUGAAGAACUACUUCAGCCCUGCUAACAGCAUGGAGGAGCUCCCAGGCUACGAAGAAACCUUGACUCAACUCGCUGCUAUCCUCGCCAAGCACUUUGCAGAUCCUCGAAUAGUAGGCACAGAUAUCAAAGACUCUCUGAUGCAGGCCCUGGCCAGCUACGUCUGUUACCCACAAUCCCUCAGGGCAGUGGAGAGGAUCCCAGAGGAACAACGUGUUGCCAUGAUGAGGAAUCUGCUGGCUCCCUAUGAACAGAGACCCUGGGCUCAGACCAACUGGAUCCUGGUCAGACUGUGGAGGGGUUGUGGUUUCGGCUACAGAUACACUCGUCUUCCUCACCUGCUGAAAACCAAACCCGAGGACGCCAACCUGCCCAGCCUGCAGAAGCCGUGUCCGUCGCUGCUGCUGCAGAGACACAUGGCGGAGCUGCUGAGCACGGACAAAGACAUGGCCGCCUCGUUCCUCAACAGCGUCCUGAACCAGCUCAACUGGGCUUUCUCCGAGUUCAUCGGCAUGAUCCAAGAGAUCCAGCAGGCUGCAGAACGUCCGGAGAGAAACUUUGUGGACACUCGUCAGCUGAAGGUGUGCGCGACCUGCUUCGACCUGUCGGUCAGCCUGCUGCGAGUGCUGGAGAUGACGGUCACUCUGGUGCCAGAGAUCUUCCUGGACUGGUCCCGCCCCUCUGCAGAGCUGCUCCUCAGACGAUUGGCUCAGCUGCUGAACCAGGUGUUAAACAGAGUGACAGCAGAGAAGAACCUGUUCGAUAGAGUGGUCAACCUGAGACUGCCAGGUCUGGAGAGUGUAGACCACUACCCCAUCCUGGUAGCUGUGACAGGGAUCCUGGUCCGGAUCCUGGUGGACGGGCACAGACAGGGGAUAUCUCGAGCUGCCUCCGUCCUGCUGUCUGACCCCUGUUUCCAGCUUCACUCCAUCCAGCACCUGUUAGGAGAGGGUGGAGACUCCUCCAGCUCGUCAGCAGCCAUCACCUCCACCGCCCGUCCGGUAGUCGGGUCUUUGGGGUCGUCCGUGACCCCUCCGAUACCUUCAGCCGCCGGAAGCGCGGCCUCUUCAGAGCGCAAACACUUCUCUCUGCACGCAUACACAGACUACAUCAGCGAGGAGGAGAAGCAGAAGGUGGAGCUGAUGUUGGCGUUUCUCACCGAGGAGUCCAAACAGGCGGCGGCCAGCACAGCCCCGACCAGUGAAGAAGACCUCUGCCCCAUCUGCUACGCUCACUCCAUCUCUGCCAUCUUCAAGCCCUGCUCCCACAAGUCCUGCAAAGCCUGCAUCAACCAGCACCUGAUGAACAACAAGGACUGUUUCUUCUGCAAGGCCACCAUCACCGGGGUCGAGGACUACAGCAAGCCUGCCACCUCCUAACACACACGCACUCACUUACACACACAUGCACACACGCACACACACACACACACAGUGACCACACAUCAGUGAACCCAAAGACCCUCAGUCUGCUCUGGACGUUUGUCGUUUCCACAGAUUCCUGAACUGAAGACAAGAUGAACUGAACUCAGACUGAAACUGAAGCAGCUCAGUGUGUGUGUGUGUGUGUGUGUGUGUGUGUGUGUGUGUGUGUGUGGUAAAACGUGCUGAAAGAACCAGAUGAACAGUUUGAAAUGAAAGAAGUGAUGGAGUGCAGCAGCUCUCCACACACUGUAUUGAUCACACACACACACACACACUCUCUCUCUCUCUCUCUCUCUCACACACACACACACACACACACACCUAGUAAAAUGUUUUAGAUUGGUGGUUUCCAACCUGAGGGUUAGGACCUCCCAGCGGGUCUCCAGAUACAUCUGAGGGGUCCAACAUGAUUAAAUGUGUUUUUAAAUCCCUGAAAGUGAAACACGUGACGAGACUUCUGUGGCUGAUGUGCUCAAACUGUGAUGAUGAAGAUGAGGAGGAGGAGGAUAAGUACAUGGUAUUUAUUUAACAGAAGUAUUUACUCUAAAGUUGGAAACCAGUUUUAUUUAUCUGACACAAUCAGCCAGACUUCACUCUGAAUAUAAAACACACUUCAUUGAACAAAACCUUCCUGAUUCAUCUGUUCCAACAAUCAGCACAUCUCUGAUUGGCUGAAAGAAACUCUGAAUUCAGCCAAUCAGGAGUCAGAGAGAGGGCAGAGAAACAUUGUGUAGAGUCAAAACAUUUUUUAUUUUCAGCUGCUGUUCCGACCGGAGAGGUUUAAAUAUGUGGACAGGUCGUGUGUCGGUCGUUCAGCGUGAGUCCAGCAUGGCUGCUGUCCCGCCCCCCCACUGCACUGAGCUGGUUUUAAUGCUCCUGCUGCAAAGCUUUAGACCAAUCAGAGCGUUCUGCAGCGUCAGAUUUCUUCUUCUGCUGCUUUUCUCUCUUUCUGUCGUCAUUCAGGACGUCGUCGACCUGUUUGGAUAAACUUUAUUGAAACUGUCAAACCGAUCGGGGCUCACUGUUUACGAUCAGUGUGAGCUCCACCUGGUGGCUGGGCGGAAGACGUACAGCGUCGCUCCGGUUUAACAUCACAAACAGGUAAACACGUUCACACCUGCAGGUCACUUACAGUCUUUUAGUCCCUGCACGUUGUCUGCGAGGAAAUGCACGAAUACAUGAAGAGAACAUGAAAACUUCACGUGCACGGACCUCAGUCGGGUUAAAUCUACAAACAAAAUGCAAAAUUUAAACCUGUGUUGGUUUCAGGGUUCGUUUCUCUGCUGACGAGACCUGCGAGCAGCUUUAGAUCCACAUCAUGAACACCAGUUAUACUGCAGCUGCUGAAAACAGGACACAGGCUGCAAAAACCGAAGGAAACUUCAUGUAGACACACACACACAUGCACACGCACACACACACCUGUACAGGAUGGCAGGCAUGUACCAUAUACUGUAUCACGUUACCUCUGUGGAGACACAGCGACACACACACAGGCAGGGAACAAUGGAAACUCAUACCUCACCUGAACCCUAUGGAUGAGCUGCAGACCUGACGGGUCAGCGGGCCCCUGAACAUGUCUGUGCCCAGGGGCCCCCGAUCUCACAAUCCACCCAUGUCUGAACCUACAGGUACCUGCCACACCUGAGUACUGUAAAUAUGAUCAAAUACACACUACUGGUGCAGGGAGAAGGUUCACAGCCAUGACUACAGACUGUAAGACGUCAGUUUUCUUUCUAAGAUUUUCACAAAUGCAGUUUGAAAACACACACACACACACACACACACACACACUCUCUCUCUCUCUCUUUUGAUAAAGUCACUGUAAUCUAAUGGAAAGCUGUCUAGAAAUCAGCUUUCUCUUUAAAGCAGCAGUCUCGUGUUCAGACUGACUCCGCUCUCGUGUUUGAAGGAUAAGCAGUCAGUUAGCUUAGCUUAGCAUAAAGACUGGAAACGGGGAAACCUGCCGACUGGCUGCAGCUUCAUGUUUAUUUCCAUGUUAAAGGCAGAAUGAGCAGGAAGACACAUAUCACACACAUGUCUCACUCAUCCUGUCUGCAGAGACGCUGUCCUCUGCCUGAGGACACCCCGUGGCUGUGUCGCCUCCAGCCAAUAGCAGCGCAGGGAGUGAGGGCUGCAGGUGUGCUGAUGCCACAGGUGUCAGUGUUCUCUCAUUCUGCCUUUAAAGGUUUCCUGAACGCCCCGCUGUGUAAAACAGAUAAAUAUUAUUGUCCAUCGUCUUUAAACGCAGCGUUCAGACGGAUCUGCAGUCAUUUUCUACAAAUUAAAGGGAAAGUUGGUCUAAAAUAAACGUUUGUCUCAGAGAGAAGGACGAGGAUGGAGGAAGGUGGAGCGGGUGUGUAACCUCCCUGCUGUCGGGCUUCGUUUCAGGGCUUCUGACUGCUCGUCAUGUCUGUUUGAUAAGAAGAAAGCAAAGUGAACAAAGAAAGUGCAAACAGAUGUUUGAAAUGUCCAGAAAGUAUAAAUUGAAAAGCUAAAAAAUGGAUCAAGAGGCUGAAUCUGAAAGAGAAAAAGAAUCAGAUGGGAAGUUUUUAGUUUCCACUUCGAUUCGUUUGGUCUUUCUGACGUCCUGUUUUCAGUUCUGAUCGUUCGGCCUCGAGGACAAACUGGAAGAGUUUGAGCGCUCAGGUCUGAAAGGAAAACAAACUAAUGAAAUUAUAAAUAAAGAAACGACAAACUGAUGUUUUGAUUUUCAAAAUGUUUGAAAAACUAAAUGAAACAAACACAAAGACUUAAUUUCAUUGAUUUUCUCUUUCAGAUUCAUUCUGACACACCGUGUGUGUGUGUGUGUGUGUGUGUGUGUGUGUGUGUGUGUGUGUGUGUGUGUGUGUGUGUGUGUGUGUGUGUGUCGCUCUCUGAUGGGUGUG
This is a messenger RNA of Chelmon rostratus (copperband butterflyfish), 7093 nucleotides long. Its product is annotated as E3 ubiquitin-protein ligase RNF123. Gene Ontology annotation, cellular component: cytoplasm. Lineage: Eukaryota; Metazoa; Chordata; Actinopteri; Chaetodontiformes; Chaetodontidae. The record is from RefSeq and is a predicted model, not a curated record. The coding region runs from base 165 to 4160 and encodes 1331 amino acids. The transcript has 40 exons. Gene Ontology annotation, molecular function: protein binding; ubiquitin-protein transferase activity.